AGCUCUUCACUUAUUUUUGGAAGAUACAUUGUGAACAAAUUAUCUUUGACUUUGUAGUAGCUAAGAAAUUGGAGAAGAUGGCGAAAAUUGACAGUUAUAUCAAAACAGAAAUUGAAGCCAAAGUAAAAGCGAUAUUGAAACUUAUUAAAGAUGGCGAACUUGAUAUGGAUGGCACUCCGGAAGAAAUUUUGAAGACGGAACCGCUUGCUGAAUUUGUUAAAAUUUGUGAAGAUAGACUGCAAGUGGAAGUGGGCACCAUAAAGAGCUUACAUAGCGAUGAGAAAAGGCAAAUGCACGCCAUCUUCGAAAGCGAAUGUCAUAAUAAAAUACAGGCACCGUUGGAUUUCAUAAACAAUCAGAAGAGAGAAGUUGAAGAACAAUUAAGAGCCAAAGAACGUGAGUUGAAAACUUUAGAGGAAACGGCAAGUGGUUACGAAAAUCAAAUAAGUGCUUACCAGAAUACGAUCCGUGAACUGGCACAGAAGAAUUUGGAUCAAGAAGACGAAUUAGGUAAGUUGAAGAAAGAAUUAACAGCGAGAACAAAAGAUUGCUCUGCAAUCCAACGGAAGCUUAAUACGGCAGAGAAAGAUGCUUCAGGAGACAAAGCCAAAGUUGAAAAUCUGGAAAAGGACUUGCUUUCCUUGAAGACAACAAAAGAAGAAUUGGAGCUCAACUGUGAAAAACUCGGAGAAGAACGUGAAAAACUCAUAAAAGAACAUGCACAAACCCUCAAAUUUUUUCACGAUGAAAAUAAUGAAUUAGCCAAUCAAGUAAUGGAUCUUCAGAGAACAUUGAAAGAACAGGAAGAUGCACAUCAGAAGUUGAAUAAAGAAUAUAAACAAGUUGACAGUAAGUUUAAUGAAUGCAAGGUCAACCUUGAAGUUGCAAACAGAAAGAUUGAAGAAAAGGAAGAAGAGCUUCGUGAAAGCAUUGCGUCAAAAGAUCAGAUUGUAACUGAUUUGGAACAUCAAGUUGAAGACCUGAAAAGAGACCUGGGAGAGAAAAGGGAUGAGAUCAGAACUUUGCUUGAGAAUGUCAGGAAUCAUGAGGAAAAUCUUCGCCUGUCAAACCAAAAGCUCCGGGUCACUGAACAAUUGCUAAGUGAAAAGGAAGAGAGCUUUAGAAAGGCGAAAGAAGAGCUUCAGCAAGUUCAGAGAGAACUUGAAGAUAGGAAUGCUACUCUGGUAGCAAAAAUCACUGCUAACAAUAAAGCUUUUCAUGAAACAAUCACAGAUAUUAAAGUGUGUGUCAACAGUGUGAAUAUUGGGAUAGAUACUUUGAGCAAGAAAUGUUCCAAUGACUGCAAUAAUUAUGAGAACUCCAUCGCAAACAUCUCUCGCGAGCUUCAGGAUGUAAAAGAAUAUGUCAGUGAGAUGAAUAGGGAAAAGGGGAAGUUACAGAAAGAUAAAAUGCUUUUAUGGGAGGAACUACAGGGUAAAAAGGAAGAGGAAUUAACUCUGAAGGAGGAGAUUGAGAAGCUACAGGCAAAGGGAAGAAAGGCGGAAGAAGAGCUUCGGCAAUUUCAGAGAGAACUUGAAGAUAGGAAUGCUACUGAAGUGUGUGUCGACAGUGUGAAAAUUGGGAUAGAUACUGUGAGCAAGAAAUUUUCUGAUGACUGCAAUAAUUAUGACAUUGAGAAAUCCAUUGCAAACAUCUCUCGUGAGCUUCAGGAUGUAAAAGAACAUGUCAGUGAGGUGAAUAGUGAAAAGGAGAAGUUACAGAAUGAUAAUAGGCUUUUGUUGGAGGAGCUGCGGGGUAAAGAGGAACACGAAUUAACUCUAAACGAGAAGAUUGAGAAGUUAGAGAUCGAAUGCAAAAACAUGGAGGCCAUUAGGAAGCUCAGCUUGAAGAUUGUUGAUCUCACGGAAAUCCCAUCAAAGUAUGGCAGCAAUUGUUGA
Molecule: messenger RNA, 1898 nt
Organism: Trifolium pratense (red clover)
Lineage: Eukaryota; Viridiplantae; Streptophyta; Magnoliopsida; Fabales; Fabaceae
Product: COP1-interactive protein 1-like
Exons: 2
Coding region: 78-1898 (606 amino acids)
Source: RefSeq, a predicted model, not a curated record